Messenger RNA from Xenopus laevis (African clawed frog), 4831 nucleotides. It is a transcript of the gene slco1c1.L, whose product is annotated as solute carrier organic anion transporter family member 1C1. Bases 2517 to 4622 code for a protein of 701 amino acids. NCBI's taxonomy places the organism in Eukaryota, Metazoa, Chordata, Amphibia, Anura, Pipidae. The transcript is spliced from 15 exons. The record is from RefSeq and is a predicted model, not a curated record.
CCUCAAAUGGAGCAGCAAGAACUGCAGUUGGAGAGGGGCAUGUCGUUUCUACAAUAUGGAUGCUUUCUGGUAAGUGGUAAGUAGAGAUAGUCUCAAGAGUACUGGAAAUACACCCCUAGGAGUCACAGGACGGCAGAGGUGAAUUAGGCUAUAGUCACAAUUGUACAAAAGGAAAUAGAAUUGCAGUGGGUGAGACUGGCCCCUACAUCUUGGGUGGUUCUGGUCAGGGAUAUACUGUAUAGAGGAAAGAUUCUUGUCCCAUUGUGAUUAGGAUGUGGGCAUGACCUGCUCAGCUCUUUGGGUAAGGCGCUUAAACACAAAGUAGCCCUGGGCCAGGUAAUGUGAGAUUUGCUUUAGACACUUUGUUCCUGGGCUCAGGUUUAGUGAGUGACUGAAGGGGGAAUAGUCAUUAGGAAUGCAGAUUUAUUAUACACAGUGGGAUUAUUCUUGUUGUGAGGGACAAAAACAAUUCUGAACGGCUAAAUUGGGUUUAGUAAAUGAAAUGAAUUUCCCUUGUUCCCAUUUGGCUGCAGGUAUUUCUCAUCUAAUUUACCAUUUCUAUAUUUAAGAUGAGAUGAAUAAAAGGCAGAACAUUCUUGUAGUUUUACUACUUCAGUCGUUCCUUUUAGUGGGUUCUAAAUAAACCCAGACCUUUUCUCUGGCUAUUUAAUCCAAUGAGAACAUUCUGUCCUGUUUAUAAAGAACUUUUAGCUUAAAGGGCAGGGAAAGGGGGCAAACAAAUGACUCUUUCUGUGUGAGAUUUGGGUCUAUUUGGGCCAUUCUGUGAACAACCCAACUUCAGACACCUUAAAUCAUUGCUGCCCGGGAAACAGGAGGUAAAAGUUUUUUGCACCAACAGGAAGUUCAAUGCCAUCUUAAAGCAGGUCUUGAAUAAGUGUAGUUUUGGUUUGUGAUCAUCCAAUAACAUCAUCCCAUUGCAGAUUCCCUCAACCCAACUCUUUCCCCUGGUGAUUCUUUCUGGGGCUCAUGGAAGUUGAGAUAAUGAUGAUUCUUUUUCAUUAACAUCAUAAGAAGAAGACGCAAUGGCCACAGUACAAGAACAAGACAGUUUCUAGUGCCCUGGUCUCUCAAUCUCAUGUUGCUUCCAAAAGUUCCAGACUUAUAGGGUCUCCUAUAAACUUCCUUUGGCCACUUUCAAACUCAAGACUCCAGAGUUCCAAACUUUCCCACCAACGCACUUGAACAGAAAAGCUUCUGAGCUCCAAAUUGCUUCCGAGGCUGACACUGGCAGAAAAGAUCUCAGAGCUUGGAGAAGUCAAAUGAAGUGACUUUGUCAGAACUUUGAGUUACUUUGUCUUGUGUAGAUCCUGUCCGAUGUCCUAUAGACUCCCAUAGCUUACAGCUCUUUUGUAGACCCACUUUAUUACCAAUGAGCUCUAAGUUCUGGAAAGUUACUUUGCACCAAAGCAAUAGUAGACCUCAGACUCAAUUAAGUCCAAGGUCUUCAGAGCAACACUCUUACAGAUCCACUUUCAACCCAAGCCUUCAGAGGUCAAGUUUGUCCUGCAGAUUUUGCCAUUUUGAGAUCAAAGCUGAUGAGCCAGAAUAUACUCCAAAUCUUUCUCUUCUGCUACUGAUUGUCCUUAUCUCUUGAUCAUGGACCAACCAUACCCUUGCUAUUCUGCCAGUGGAAAUCCUUAGUGAUUCCAUCCAGCUCAAGCCUACGGCACCAAAGUCUUUUCCAAUGGAAGGACCUUCAGCCACCAGGAACCAGUUUCAGCUCUUCAGAGUUGUCCUCUCCAUAAUGUUACGUCUCUACAACAGGGAUGAGCUGAGAUUUCAUCAUGGCCACCUGGUGCCCAAGUCAUUGGCAUCAUCAGCAUCUGUUCCCACCUGUAUUUUGUAGUUGGAACCUUGGCCCAGGGCCUGGUUGGACUAAUUGGCAGUUUAAUGAAUUGGUUUCAUUAUGAAACACCAGGACAUUGUUUGGUUUAACUGUUGGGAACAUAGCCAAUCCAGGCUGAUGCCAUGAGGUGAAUAAAGGAGGGGUGGGGUAAAGGUCUUGUACUUUGGAUCUACUGGACAUUUGGACCCUUUUAGACCCCCAGUGGGGGGGGCUCAUGUGCGUCACAUCAUUAUGCCACACUUUCCCUUCGCUCAUUAACAGUGGAGAACAAAGUUCUUUAUCAUUUUUUUUUUCAUGGAGAUCUGCCCUUACGGGGGAGACGGACGUCAGUGCCCCUGGGAAAGCCUGAGCCGUACCCCCCUUGUUGUUUUGGAGAGAAAAGAGAGGCAUUAUUGAGGGAUCAGAGCUGUGUGUCCCUCUCCUGCCACAGGCAUAAAAGGCAUGAACUCACCAGGCGACUGCUCAGACCUCCUCCUUCCCCAGAGUCCUGCACUCUCGUAGUGAGACACGUGCUACUAUCACGGCUGCAGGGGCAGUCUCAGCAUCUCUGCACAUUGUCUGCCCCACAAAGCAUGAGCCUCGCAAUCUCUCCUGGAACGCACCCUGUGAUUGCUCUCCCUCUCUUCAAGAACCAAAAUCAGAGACAGAGAUGGACCCCACCAAGGAGCAGAGACGACUCUGUUGCCCCAGUGGCCAAGAGAAAUCACCCCCCAGAGGGUCUGGCCUUGUAGGAAAGGGCUGCUUUAAGGGGCUUGAGAUUUUCUUGGCAGCGUUGUGUUUCGUUUAUUUUGCCAAAGCGCUGGCCGGGAGUUACCUGAAAAGCACCAUCACCCAAAUAGAGCGAAGAUUCGACAUCCCCUCUUCCCUGGUCGGCGUCAUUGAUGGCAGCUUUGAAAUUGGGAAUCUCCUGGUGAUCCUGUUGGUAAGCUACUUUGGCGCGAGGCUACACAGACCCAAAAUAAUUGGAACGGGCUGCCUGAUUAUGGCGGCUGGAACAUUUCUAAUUGCGAUGCCGCAUUUCUUUAUGGGUCGCUAUUCUUAUGAGAGACCUCUAGUUCAUUCUGCUAAUUCUUCUAUCAACGUCUCUCCAUGUGCACAAGAUUCUAGGGACCCCAAAUUCAUUCCCUCGGAAAAUCCUCAUAGGAAUCUCGGCACAGGCUGUGAAAAAGACCUUGGGAACUCAAUGUGGGUUUACAUUCUGUUGGGAAAUCUCCUGCGAGGAGUCGGAGAAGCCCCAAUCCAACCGCUGGGAAUUUCUUACAUUGAUGACUACACCAGUGAAGAUAAUACGGCCUUCUAUAUCGGUUGUGUCCAGACGUCUGCCGUUAUUGGGCCAAUAUUUGGCUUUCUCUUGGGAUCUUUGUGUGCCAAGCUCUUUGUUGACAUUGGAUCAGUGAACUUAGACAGCGUUACAAUUACCCCGGCAGAUGCCCAUUGGGUGGGAGCCUGGUGGCUUGGGUACUUAAUAGCCGGAGGAAUCAGUAUACUGGCCACAAUUCCCUUCUGGUUCCUGCCUAAGGAACAGCCGCGAGCAGAAAUGCACAAAAACUCAGGCACCUCCUCCGAGCAGUCGAGAUUUAUUCUUGAGGAGCAAAAUGAGGCGAAUACGGAGCAAGAUCAAGUGCAUUUACUGAACAUGGUGAAAGAUUUCCUGCCGUCAGUGAAGGAUCUUUUGGGAAACCCGGUGUAUUUCCUAUAUCUGUGUGGGAGCGUCUUCCAGUACAACUCUCUCAUUGGGAUGGUCACCUACAAGCCCAAGUACAUUGAGCAGCAGUACGGACAAACCUCUUCCAAGACAAACUUCCUAAUAGGUCUCAUCAACAUCCCGGCCGUGGCCCUGGGCAUUUUUUCUGGUGGAGUCAUCAUGAAAAGGUUCAGAAUAAAUAUCUUGGGAGCAGCAAAAUUGUUACUGGGCCCCUCACUCCUGGGGUACCUGAUGCUCUUCUCUUUAUUUGCAAUGGGGUGCAAAAACUCCUCCAUGGCCGGACUGACUGUCUCUUACCAAGGCUCUGCCCAGAUCUCCAAUCAGGAAAAUGGGGUGUCUGAGUGUAAUGUGGGGUGCAGGUGCCCCCUGAGCCACUGGGAUCCAGUGUGUGGGGAGAAUGGGCUGACGUAUUACUCUGCCUGUUUUGCCGGAUGCAGCGUCUCCAGUGCGACGGGGAAGAGGGCGGAGUUCUAUAACUGUAGCUGUGUCGGGGCCCCGGCGUCUCACUCUGGGGGCGGUUCCGCAGUGGCGGGUUCUUGUGCAAAAGGAAGAGAUUGCUCCAAAAUGUUCUUGUACUUUGUGGUGAUGUCAGUGAUGACCUCAUUUGCUCUGUCACUAGGGGGCACCCCCGGAUACAUGCUGCUUCUCAGAUGCAUCAAACCCGAGCUGAAAUCCUUUGCACUGGGCAUUUACACUUUGGUGAUACGGGUGCUCGCGGGGAUCCCGGCGCCCAUGUACUUGGGGGCUUUGAUUGACACUGUCUGCCUCAAAUGGAGCAGCAAGAACUGCAGUGGGAGAGGGGCCUGUAGGUUCUACAAUAUGGACGCUUUCCGGUACAUCUACCUUGGCAUGACGUUGGCACUGGGGACAGUGUUUAUCUUCAUGACCGCGGCUGUUGUUCUAAUGGUACAGAAACGUUUCCACCCAACGGAGAAUAAGGCUGCGGAUGGUCGAUGUACAGGUUCAGCUUUGCCCCAAAAUGGGAAUCUUGUCAGUAAUUUAAACUUGCUGCAAACGACGUACUGGGCCCACAAGGAGACUCGACUCUAAAGGGAAAGAGCUGAGAAAUGGAAAGUCCUAUUGGGUUUAGUUCAACUACUUACUCAUUGAGAAACAUCCUCCAAUAACCAAAGGUUCCCACAAUGGGAGACAGUGGAUCCACUUCCGACUGAUCAGAACACCCUACAUCUGAAUUGGUCUGUACUUGGGAUUGGAUCAGCACCGACCCAGGUCGUACUUUAUAACCCAGCGGGUGAGCU